Orbicella faveolata is the source of this 1570-nucleotide messenger RNA. Its product is annotated as UPF0462 protein C4orf33 homolog. Lineage: Eukaryota; Metazoa; Cnidaria; Anthozoa; Scleractinia; Merulinidae. The record is from RefSeq and is a predicted model, not a curated record.
CAUCGCCCAUUACAAAAUGCAAUUUGACACCGUUAUAGUUUUACUUCCGGUCUGCGGUACAUGAAAGAGAGGCUAGAAAGGCCAGUGUGGACGUAAAUCGACCUUGCUUUCGACUGUAACUCUUGAUGGGGAAUCGCAAGGAUUUUGUGUUCUCCAUAGCAACAACUUGGAAUGGGGAACCUGUUAAUCACAGCCCUGUGGAGUUAAAAGUUAGUUCCGAAAACAAGACCUCAGUGAGGGUUGAUGUGGCUGGACCUCUAUUUAAUGAUCCAGGACCUCCACCAGUGACCUCAGGAAGUCCCUGCCCUGAAUUGUGGGAAUAUGAAGUGGCUGAGAUUUUCUUCCUGGGAAAAGAAGAUAAAUAUCUGGAGGUUGAGUUAUGCCCUCAUGGCCAGCAUCUAGUGCUUUUUCUCAAUGGCACAAGAAAUAUGGUAAAGGAUAAACUUGAUCUAAAUUAUACAGCUGAGAUAGAUGAUGCAAGCAAAACAUGGAAAGGAAGUGCCAUUAUACCAUUAGAAUACUUCCCUCCUGAAGUAACAAAGAUUAAUGCAUAUGCUAUCCAUGGAUCUGGGAAUGGGAGACAGUAUGAAGCACUGUACCCAGCUUCCAAGGACUUCCACACACCCGACUUUCAUCGCCUUCAGUUUUUCAAGAACUUUGAUUUCAAGGCAUUAUUUCCUGAAUCCUGGAGACAACCAGAAUCAAACUAUUGGACUCAUAUGUAACAAAGACAUCAAGGAACAAUCAUGAAUAGUUACUAUAAUUUUUUUUUAAUAGUAAAUUAUUGGACCAAGUGAAGCACAAUUUAGGGAGUAAUAGCACAACUUAUUUCAAUUUUGGACCAGCAUGCAGCAGUAGACCGAGUUGAAAUUAAAAGCAUGAUGACUUCCUGAAUUGUAUAACACAAGGUUCAGUUACUAAUUGUAUCCGUAACAAAUUUCAAAAUUAAAGAAGUCUUUUGAGAACUUCUUUUGAGAACUUCUUUUGAGCAAAAAGAGGUCAGGAGUGCUUUCCAUAAGUUUUAAAAACCGUAGGAAACAUUAAGGAAGCCACGAAAGUGCAUGUAAUUGACAUGUGCGUGCCGUAAGUAUCCACUAACAGGUAUCCAGUUACAAAAAGUUGUCACUGAAUACCUUUAGUAGGACUGCCACAUGAUUGUAUGCUGAUUGUGUGACAAAUAGGCAUAAGGAGAACCAAUCACGAUUGAGAAUUUUUUCUAUAGAUAAUUAAGCACUUAACAAACCCUGGUCAGGAAAUAAGACACAUUCAAGUUAUGGACAAGAGACACUUUUUAAUUCCAAGCCAAGAGGCUACUAACAAGUUUAAACUGCCACUAUCCUAAUUAUUUUCAACGUUAGUUUAUAAUAAUAUUUCUUUCCUGUAUUAAAAAGUAAAACAUGACCUCACAGGAAAGUAUGAGCAAAUAAUGUAUGAGAAACCACUAAGUGAUAUAGGAAAUGUGUCCUUUUAAUGCUUAAGUAAUCCAUAUAUGUUUAAUAAUCUAUGUUCAGUCAAAUUACCUGUAAAGAAAAAACACAGGCAUUAGCUUUGAAUAAAAUAUUUAACUCCA